GCAGCAGACCACGGUCAAGCACGUGGGCAUCUGGCGCAGCAGCCCCGACGCCCCACAUGUCAGAGCGAAGGUCAAUAUCACCACAGUCAAGGCCACCACACCCGACACUGUCGUUGUGCGGGUGUCCACCGAGAAGAAGUACACCGACUCUUGGGACAACAUCCUCAAGAAGCCUGGCGACUUGGCCAGGGCCUGGGCUCGCGAGGUUGGUACCGAUGGCAUCCAGGGGGAGCUCAGAGACACGUUCAAGUUCUACGUCCAGGACGACAUCAUCAUGGGCCUCUGGCGCAUGGAGGUCCCUGCACUCACCGAGCUGCUCACGCACUCAGGGCACCGUGGGCCCUCGGGGCUUCGCUUCUUCGUGGAGCCAGCUAGGUGGCAGGCACCCUGCCCACCGCCAUGCAGUCUAGGGCUUCGCCAACCUCGGCCUGCCACCGACGACAAGGUUCGCGCAUGGAAGCUGGAGCAGGUCCCAGCGGGCCACAGCUACACCGACGUCCACAACAUUGUCAGAGAGAACGGCCUCAAGGACGCAGAGUUCAUUGCCAACAGGCACCACCCCAGGGUCCCUGGCUCAUCCUUGGCCAGGCGCGCCUGGGUGGUCCGCGCCACUGCCCCAGGGGACCUCGCCUUCUUUGAGGUCGUCCAGGAGGCCGAUGGCGAGUCAGUCAGCAUGUUCGGCUUCAUCGACAACCCGAAGAAGCCCACGCCAGAGAGGAAGCUCCUUCCAGGCGAGGGGAGGGUGGCCUACACCCCCAAGUCCACCAGCAACGCCGCUCGUGCUGCUGCCCCUGAGGACAAGGGCAAGUCAAUAGCGAGGCCUGCGGGAGCAGGCGCGCCCAAGGCCAAGCGUCCUGCCUUGGCUCCACGACCGACCUGGAUCCAGACUAAAGAGAAUGCAGGUGCAGGCAACGGCCUCCCGCUGGCACUGGCACAAGGACUCAAUGCGCGACAAUCCACGCCCACAGACCACGAGACCGUCAGGUACAACGUCGCCGAGGCGAUGCAGAGACGAGGACAACAGCACUGGUCGCCCCUCUGGGACGGCAAGGCACCAGAACGAGAAGAGCGUCCACUUCCAGGGGGCUUCUCGGCUUACUGCUUGGCCAUGUCCAAGCUCGGGGCCUGGCUCGGCAACCUCGAGUUGGCGCUGUUCGUGGCGCACUACAAGAUCCCACUCAUGGUGUACCAACGACAGGGCCCAUCUCAGAUUUGGCAGGUCUCGAAGAAGGGCAUAGCGCCCAUCGGGCUUUGGUUCGAGGCUGGGCACUACGAGCUUUUCACGACCACGCCACCAGACGACGACACCUCCACCGCCCAAGCCGGUGGACACAAGGGUAUGCGAGGUGGCGCCUCGGCAACUUCGUCGAAGACAUCCACGCCCGCCAUCUGCCGCACAUGGCGCAAACAGGCACUAGCAGAGCAGGACAAGGCCUCCACAAUCGGUGACGUGGCCAACAUGGACGACCUCGACGAUUUCGAGGGCUUCAGCACGCCACCACCUAAGGCUGCCCACGCAGUGGAGGCCUCGGGGAGCAAUAGACCGACCGCGACCACGUGGACAUGCCCGAUCGCCUCCUGCAAGGGCUUCACCAUCUCGGGCAAUUACCUCUACAGCAAGAACUGCGCUCACAUCGCCUUCUAUCACGAGAAGCAGGCCAAGGACUUGAGGAUCGUCAAACCCACCCUGGUCGGGGCUUUUCCUGGCAAAGAACUCACGUGGACGUGUCCACUCUGCCCCAUGGGCCUGAUCACGACACCCACCGCGGCGGCGGCGCGAGGUGCACGACUCGCGCAUCGUCUCCGACACCAUCCCAAGGCACACGUGAAGCAGUUCCACCACAAUAAGGGGAGCGCAGUCUACCAGGCGCAGGCCAAGCAGGCCCUAGCCAGACGCUCGCGGGGACUGCUCAAGGCCAAGAUCACUGGCCACAAGCUCGGGUACUUCCGCAUGCCGUAUGGCAUCGGGCGCGACAGAACCCACGUGCGCUGUCGGCAGUGCUGGCGCCAGGCUUCCUCAGUCAACAAGCUGGGGAUCUGCCAGGCCAUCGCCAGACCAUCGGGCAAGCUGGAGGUCACCAUCAGGCAGGCUGAGAAGGCCCUCACCGAGGAAGGCGACCCCGGCCACAAGCAGAAUAUCCAGGACGUCCUCGACUUCUGUUACCAGGCUCGUCGAGCUGGACGUGAGGCUGCCCUGGAGCGACGCGGUCACAGCCACCCCAUCCUCGUCGAGUUCGGCUCCCAUCGCUUCGCCAUCUUCGGCAGCAGCCACCUCGGCGGGGUCAGGCACAAGGAGGGCGCCCGCGACGGCGACUGCGGGGAGCCGUUUGUGAGGCCCCCCACCAGCGCCAGACAUGUGGCUGAGGCGCCGACUGUACGAAGACAAAUCACUGUUUCAACCCAAGCUUUCACCAAGCAGCUGAUCAGCACUGGCGAUCCAGCUGCACCCGCUGAGUUUACUGCUGAGCACUCGCUGCUCCGACUUGCCACUCUCAACGUGCAGGGCCUCUCCGUCAAGGCAGUGAAGGUGUUCACCCUUGCGAAGAUCUAUGACGUCGACAUUCUCUGCAUCCACGAGGCCCGACUCUCACUCGCCAGCCUGCCUGCCAUGAUCAAGGAUGCACGGCGGCGUGGCUACAAGUGCACAGCAGCAGGCCCACCAGGCCUCAAUGAUGGCAGGUUCCUCAUAGACCCCAUCAUCUUCUCCAGGCAACCUAUUGUGCAACUGGAAGUCCCAGAGUCCGCUGGCAACGACAGGGUGGUCAUGGCCGCACUGCAUCUUCCACGAGCAGAGCCCAUCGUCCUCGCCAACCUGCAUGGCUACACCCCCAUGGCUGGUACCAAGCCCGUGUUGCAGCAUAUACUUCAGCACGCCGCUGUCCUACGUCGGCGCCUGUGCUGCAUCGGGGACUGGAACAUGGUGCCCACUGAGGGCUGCGUAGCCGAGGUUCUUCUCAAUUGCCGUCUCCACCUUCCUGAGGCGCCUGCCGAGAUCGACAAGGCCACUCACGACAAGGGCCGACACCUCGAGUAUGCUCUCUUCCAUCGCGACCUCACAGAGGAGCAGCGCACCUACAAGAGCAGGGUGCCGCUCAUCGGCGACGAGGACAUCACCGAGGGCACCUGGGAGCAGGACGCCAACACCAUGUGGCAGCUCCUCUCCGGCCAUACCGAGAGCCUACUCACACAUGAGGUGGCCAAGGGCCGACCCAGGUCAGCUUCGGCCAAAGUGGUGCACGUCCACGGCUCAUCCACCAAGCAGAUCAACGACGAGACCAACACCGGGGCCCAGCUGUACAAGCUGCACAGAGUCAUCCGACAAGCCGCACUCAGACCAGGCGAUCCUGAGACCGAGCGCUCAACUCGUCGACGACAGGGGCUGCUGGCUAGGAGAUUCUCAGAGCUCGGCGAAGUUGACCUCCACACCGACUUCGGCAAGGGCAUCUUCGAGGAUAUCAUCCACAACAGAGAGCUGAACGACAAGCUGGCCAGGCUCAGCAGCUGGAACGAGGACAUGACCACCAACGACAGCAAUACCCUGGCAUG
Prorocentrum cordatum is the source of this 3546-nucleotide messenger RNA. The record is from the annotation of a GenBank genome assembly. NCBI's taxonomy places the organism in Eukaryota, Dinophyceae, Prorocentrales, Prorocentraceae.